CACAGUUAGCUAACACGAGAGCAUCGAGCUCGCGAGGCUAAAACUGUCAACCAAAGACAGAUUUAACUAUUAUAUGACAUCAUUUUAACGUCGCGGGACGACAUGCUGUGACUGGUCGGUGUCCUCCAGCUGCAGCAACAAUGUUGCCCUCGACCAGCAGCUUGGUCCGGUCUGCUGUCCGGCUGCUGCCGCGGAGAAGCUGGAGCCGAGGAUGUAUUUGGUGCCCGUGCAGAAACAUUUCUGUGAAACCCGGAGAUUUAAAACCAAAGACGGUUCCACCUCGGUACCUGGGCCAGCCCAGCCCUUUCACUCAUCCACACCUCCUCAAACAUGGUGAGGUGACCCCAGGCCUCAGCCAGACCGAGUACGAGCUCCGCAGACACCGGCUGGCCUCACUUAUCGAGGCCCAGUCAGACCGGCUGGGACCCUCCACCCCCUCCAGCACCCAUGUGGUCGUCGUUUUGUCCCAUCCGACCCGCUACAUGACCAACGACAUCCCUUAUCCCUUCCACCAGAACCAGGAUUUUCUCUACCUCAGUGGCAUCCUCGAGCCUGACAGCGCCCUGGUCCUUUAUGGCAAAAGGCGACCAGACCAGGCCAUCUUGUUCGUUCCCCGCAGAGACCCUGGGAGAGAGCUGUGGGACGGGCCCCGGUCAGGAAAGGACGGGGCGGCUGCUCUGACCGGCAUAGAGAGAGUUCAUAGCACAGAAGAACUGGGUCUUGUGCUUAAGAGCCUUAAAGGUAAUGUGCUGUGGUACGACAGCUCUCAGCCAGCCCACCCUCGCCUCCACCAGGCUCACGUGGGUCCCGUGUUGGAGGCGGGGCCGAUGCCGCACUCUGUCAGGCCCCUCAUACACUCUCUUCGGGCCCUCAAGAGCUCAGCAGAGGUGGCGCUCAUGCAGGAGGCAGGUCACAUCACAGCACAGGCAUUUAGGAGGACGAUGGCUCUGUCCCAAGGAGACGUGGAUGAAGCUGUGCUCUUUGCUAAGUUUGAUUUUGAGAAUCGGAUCCAUGGCGCCAACUUCCUGGCCUAUCCCCCUGUUGUUGCUGGAGGGAACCGAGCCAAUACUCUGCACUACAUAAACAACAACCAGAUUAUCAAGGAUGGUGAAAUGGUGCUGCUUGAUGGUGGUUGUGAAUACUUUGGGUACGUCAGUGACAUCACUCGAACUUGGCCAGUGAAUGGAAAGUUCAGCCCUGCACAGGCUGAGCUGUACGAAGCCGUCCUGGAGGUCCAGCGCUCCUGUUUGUCUCUGUGCUCCCCGGGUGUCAGUCUGGAUCACAUCUACAGCACCAUGCUGGCUCUGUUGGGACGACAGCUCCGGCAGCUGGGCGUCAUCAAGUCCAGCACCACUGAUGCUGAUGCACUGAAGGCUGCACGGCGGUUCUGCCCCCACCACGUUGGCCAUUACCUGGGCAUGGACGUCCACGACACUCCUGAGCUGUCCCGCUCACAGCCUCUACAGCCAGGGAUGGCCAUCACCAUCGAACCAGGUUUGUACAUAUGCGAAGACAAUGUCCAGGUGCCGGAGCGUUUCCGCGGCCUGGGCGUCAGGAUAGAGGACGAUGUGGUCAUCCGGGACAAGGGAGGCCCUCUGAUUCUGUCCUGUGGUGCACCAAAGACCAUCGCUGAUGUAGAGAAGGCCUGCGCCCAGAGAUAGGACAGGGAGAGACAGACGAGUGACCAGUGGAGCAUCGAUGGCAGGCAGUGUGCUGUGACAUCAUCAGGCUGAGGGCCCAGGUACAUGAAAGGUGGGAGCACACAGAAAGACUCUGGUUUUAGUCUCAGCGAGGCCUCAAAAAUGUAGAAAUCUGGCGUUAAAGAUCAUAGAUUUUGUGGACACUGUUUAUGUCUACCUAAAUAUUUAAAGAAACUUUCAUGUUUGUUGUCUUCAUCAGUGAAUAAUUAUGAAGAGCUCAUCAAGAGGUGGGUUCAGUUGAGCGUGAAGGGGUUAUGGUUUAGUUUUGGAGCACCGCAACUGAUGUAGUCCUCAAAAAUUUAUUUAAACAUCAGGGUUACAACAAAACCACACGGAGACCAAUCUUGAUCAUGCAUAAUAUAUCCAUCUAGUGUUGUGAUGGUGCUAUCAGUGUAUGAAAUCUGAUGCUGAACUAUAAAUAAAAAGCCACGAAACAACAGUUAACCCUUUGAAACCUAGGCAAACUGGCUUAAUAUCUUUCAAAAACAUGGGAAAACGGCAGUGAGCAACUUCAGAGGAAAUGGCCCAGAAAUAAGCGAGAUUUUUGUAAAAUAAAUAAAUAAAAAUUACUUAAAAAUGAGCACUAAAUAAAUC
This is a messenger RNA of Plectropomus leopardus (leopard coralgrouper), 2294 nucleotides long. RefSeq names its product X-prolyl aminopeptidase 3, mitochondrial (gene xpnpep3). Gene Ontology annotation, biological process: proteolysis. Gene Ontology annotation, cellular component: mitochondrion. The record is from RefSeq and is a predicted model, not a curated record. Gene Ontology annotation, molecular function: metalloaminopeptidase activity; manganese ion binding. Lineage: Eukaryota; Metazoa; Chordata; Actinopteri; Perciformes; Serranidae.